AUGCAAUCAUUGGACAUAAGUGACCCUCCACACCCAGAAGUAAAAGUUUGGGAAUUUCACAUUUUGUACAUUUCACUAGUUUGAUAGCCUAUUUAUUAUAGGCAAAACUGUUCUUUCUAAUCAUUUCAAAAUGUUGCUAAUUUUUAUCUCUACAUUAUUCAAAUUUCAUUGAACGUUUUGUUUUUGUAAAAUGUGUUAUCUAUUCACAAGACCUUCCUUUGUUUCUGUUCAAAUGUCCAGAGCGUCUCGUUGAGCCUAGUGUUUGUAAGGUCUUCAGCGUUUUGAAGGAUGGCCACUGUGUGAUGGCUCUUCAGUGCUCCUCUACAGUGAAGGACACCAGCUUUUCUUGGGAGCCAGAGGCUUUGUUUGACGGCUCCUUCUGGAGGGGGAGUCCCAACGCCAACAUAUCUGUUGUCUGGUCGUCUUACAGCCCCAACAGAAAUGUCACCUUCAUCUGUAUUGCCAGCAACGGGCUCACUAACGCCUCUAGGGUUGUGAGGGAGACAUGCCAAGGUACAGUCAUUUCUAGGGCCAGGAUUUAUUUCUGUAACACAUGACCUGACCAGGAAAAACUGGUGUAUUCAUGAACCUUUGGGCAGGGAAUUCUUAGGCCAGCCAGCUAUGCAGUAAGACAGGGAGGAAUUAUUGUAGAUGCUGGUCAAGCUUGCGGUUGAAUUUGUGAACAAAGUGAGGCAUUAUUUGUGUUCUUACCUUGUUACCACACUCUUUUGUUCUCUCCUAUGUCCUCAGAUGAACAGCCCAAGCCUGACGUGGUGGUGGAAGGGGAGACCCGCAUCCCUGGGAUCGUAAUGUUGCUCUUAGGAUUUCUGUUUGGAUGUCUUUUAACAUAUAUUUUCAGAGGUGAGUGGGAGUUAAAAAUUACAACAAAUUUUCAUUUCUAUCAAAUUUCACAGUGUCUUGUGUAUCAAUAAACGCUCCCUUAAUUUAAGUUCUAGCUGAAAUGAAGACGUGUUACAACCUAUAUUUUGUUUGCUAGGUGCAAAAUAGAAGAUAUCACUGACUGCCUUGUUUUAUGUUUGUCAUAGAGUCCUUCACAUGCAUUUACAUUUACAUUUUCGUCAUUUAGCAGACGCUCUUAUCCAGAGCGACUUACAAAUUGGUGCAUUCACCUUAUGAUAGCCAGUGGGACAACCACUUUACAAUAUAUCACUUUUUUGGGGGGUGGGGUAGGGGGAGGGUAGAAGGAUUACUUUUAUCCUAUCCCAGGUAUUCCUUAAAGAGGUGGGGUUUCAAGUGUCUCCGGAAGAUGGUGAGUGACUCCGCUGUCCUGGCGUCGUGAGGGAGCUUGUUCCACCAUUGGGGUGCCAGAGCAGCGAACAGUUUUGACUGGGGGUCACGCCAAGGUUCUUUGCACUCUGGGAGGAGGACACAACGGAGUUGUCAACCGUGAUGGCGAGAUCAUGGAGUGGGCAGUCCUUCCCCGGGAGGAAGAGCAGCUCCGUCUUGCCGAGGUUCAGCUUGAGGUGGUGAUCUGUCAUCCACACUGAUAUGUCUGCCAGACAUGCAGAGAUGCGAUUCGCCACCUGGUUAUCAAUCAGGUUCAACAAGUAAGCAGCUUUAGUUUAGAAACAACUUCCUCCUGUGCACAGACAUCAAACAGCUCAACGUCCAGUUUUGAUUUACGUUUGGUUGAGUUAUCAACUAAUGUGAAUUCAAUGUGAAAUCAACCCCAAAAAAUCAAUAUGUCAUUGGAUUUAGGUCUAAGAUUGGUGAAAAAAAUAUGGAAUGCCUUUACAUUACAGAUUUUUUUCAAAUCCAAUAACUUUUCCACGUUGCUUCAAUCUCCUCACAUAGAUUGUUUUGGUUGAAAUGACGUGGAAACAAUGUUGAUUCAACCAGUGUUUGACUGUUUGACCAGUGGGUAUUGUCGUAGUAAAUAUAAAAUGUUAUAGCUUGGUCUGACUAAAAUGUUGUGCAUGACCCAUUCUGUGUUAGGAGCUUGUUUUCAAUCAAUGCUCUUCCUAUGCGAGAACAAUGGACAGAGGACCAUCUCUUGUCAAGGACAACACCCACGCCUCCAGGCCACAAUCUAUGUGGCUCCCCACGAGUUCUUUUGACACAAACAUUUCUCUGUGGAAACUAUACUUCUUUCUACUGGUCGGGUGCCUAGGGCAGAGGACUCUGCCGUGCACAAAUGGGGCUUCUGCUCUGGACAGAGCAGACGCGCCUCCUACGCCUCGGGAACUAAUCAAGGGACUAGAAGAAGGACCCCUUUCAUUAUGUUGCAUGGUAUAAAGUAAUGCUGAAAACUCUGUUUUUGAUCCCUUCUCAACUGUUCUCCAUAAGAGGCAAUUGAAUGGGUCCAUGCAUGUAGCUUGAGCAGAUACCAGCUAUCUCUGUGUUUAAUAAACUGCCUUUUGCUUAAGCAUAUUCCUCUCCGUCUAGCGUCGUUGGUAUUGUACUUCCUCUCCUUAUGGUUCCACCAACAAAAUGGUAGCAGAGGAUGGUUUAAUUCGAUCUAAAAGUUGGUGCGAGAGGAAAAGGCAAAUCAUCGAUCUAAAAACAGACGGAAGAGUGACCUGAAAUCCAGGAGAAAUCAACUAUUCGUCUUGGCUCAGGAACCUGAUCAGAGCGCUCAUCUAAAAAGGUAUGCAGAGCCUGUUAAAACAAAAUCUUGCAUAUUGUACUAUAGACUAUACCAAAUUAUGAUCAGUAGUACUGAGCGUGAGUAUGAAUACUUGUUAAAUAAUUUCCAUCCUAAAUGAAUUAAGGCAUAAAUGAGAUAUCUGGUACUGUGAACACUGAAUACUGAUGGUUGUAUAUUAUGAGAGUCUUACCAGUGGCUGAAGACUGAGGAUUGUAUCUUAUGGGUUAAAUUGCGAUUUAACACAGUAUGUGGAUAAGAUUUGACCCACAACUAGAUUCCUAAAAGGACCCAGGUUGAACUGAGACUUUUUGCAUAAAUCCUAUUAGGGGAGGUCCUACCCUAUAGGUUGCGAGAAGGUUGAAGUCAAAACUGUGGCAGAGUUCUAGACAUUAGGUGGGGGAGAAUCACCGAAAUUGACCAGAGGUAUUAAAUUCCCGGGGAUGGCAGUUAUCUUUGUGAUUUCACAUUUAAAACGUUCCAUUUAAAUGGUUGUGUGAAAGGUACAAUUAAGCUGAGACUAAGUCUUUUCUAGUGAUUGAGUUGUCUAAAAUUUUUUUUUUAAAAUUAUAAAAAUUCCCUUGAUAGGGAUCCAGUUGCUGCUGUGACUUCACAUAAUAAAGGUGCCUUUUUAAGGUUGUGUGAAGGGUGCAGUCGAACUGAGACUAUGUUUUAGGACGCUCUGGUAAUCUAAAUUCAAGUUGUUUCUCCGACUUCACAUAUUAAAAUUGGUCCUUACAAAAGGACGUGUGAAGGGUGGUAGUCGAACUGAGAAUGUGUUUAAGGACUCUUGAUAGCCUGAAUACAUUAAGCAUUGUAAUUCCAAUUGGCUUUUGGCUGUGUGUUUUCAUGUUUUAUAACGUGUAACUUUUGGCUGUGUGUUUUGAUGUAUUAUAACGUGUAAUGAAUGAUGGGAAGUUAUAGUGAGACUUAUGAGACUGAACACCAAUCUGUGGAUUAGAGUGAAUUUGACCUAGGGUUUCAGGAACCGGGGACUGGGGAGACUGAUAUUGAAGUUGUGCACGAUUCUAGAACAAGCGUGGAUAACUAAAGCGUGGUGUGUGCUGUCUGUGGAAAUUACUGCAUUGGUAUAUGUGACUGGAAUUCUGAUUUUUAUGAUAAUGAUUGCAUUACACAUAAAAUAAAAACAAUCAGCCUCUUUAUAUACGAGGGUGUCAUACAUGAGAUAAGUCUGUAUUUGAUACCGAUAAUACAUCCAAGAUAGGGAAAGCAAGAUGGCAGGACCAAACAUAACCAUACCCACGUUUAAUGAAUACCUAGAACAGCGAAUGACAGAGAGAGCAGGGGGAAAAUAACAGUAUAAGACAGUUAAAAAAGUAUGGGAGCAGGUGAAGUUGAGAUGGACACAGGCAGGUUACCUCAGAGGGGGACCUCCCUCGGAGGAAGAACUCAAGAUUAUGGAGAAAGGUCUAGAAGUGGCAGUUGAGAAAGCCGAGGAAGAGCUGAGAAUAGGGACAUGGGCAAUAGUGGAGAGCAGGAGGGUGCAACCAAAGAAAACAGAUACGAUGUGUGUGGCCACUGAAGCAGCUUCCCCAGAGGCCAGUACCAGCACCACCCCUGGCCCCACCUCACUAUACAGCCUAACAGGCACCCAGACACCAGCACCACUCCUGGCCCCACCUCACUAUACAGCCUAAAAGGCACCAUGACUUUUGGCCCACAACCACAACCAUGGCCUCAGCGGGGCACUCCACCGGGUCCUCCUAGAAGAGGGAACUACCUGUGCUACCAUUGUGGAAGAGCUGGACAUUUCAAGCGUGAUUGUUGGGAUCUGCAGAAAUCUAACCAUCAACCCCCAGGGAGGGGAAGAGGCAGAGGUACACCACAAUGGAGAGGUAGAGGAAGGGGAGGACCCCCACAACAACCAUAACCCCACCUGUCUGAACUCCAGGGGCCCGAAGGCGUGA
This is a messenger RNA of Coregonus sp. 'balchen', 4533 nucleotides long. The record is from the annotation of a GenBank genome assembly. NCBI's taxonomy places the organism in Eukaryota, Metazoa, Chordata, Actinopteri, Salmoniformes, Salmonidae.